Molecule: messenger RNA, 3077 nt
Organism: Cornus florida
Lineage: Eukaryota; Viridiplantae; Streptophyta; Magnoliopsida; Cornales; Cornaceae
Product: nucleoside hydrolase 3-like
Exons: 13
Coding region: 314-2962 (882 amino acids)
Molecular function (GO): hydrolase activity, hydrolyzing N-glycosyl compounds
Source: RefSeq, a predicted model, not a curated record
UAAUCAUCAUUUCGAUUAUUGGUUAUAUAUACUAUACUAUAUAGUUAUACAACUACAUUAAUCAAUACUACAAUCUCUCUCCCUCUCUCUCCCUCCACUCACUUUCUCUCUCCAGGCUCUCCAUUCUCCAAGAAUCCAGUGCCAGUAAUGAAGACGUGAUUUCGUCUACUCCUCCGUCAGCUCUCGGCAUUUUUCACGGCUCCAUCACGUUCUCAUUUAAUAUACGCUCAUUUCUGUAUGUAUAUAUAUAUAUAUAUAUAUAUAUAUAUCUAAACGAGAAGAAAAUCAGGAGUUUUGGAUCCAAACAGAGGAAAUGUUGUUACAGAGAUAUAUAUGGAUUGCUAUAUCUAUAGUCGCAAUAGUCGGAGCUAGUUUAUACUCUGUGGAGGCUCUACCACAUCGGAUACUUUUGGAUACAGAUGUAGAUACUGACGAUUUCUUCGCCCUUCUCUACCUCUUGAAGCUCAAUCGAUCAGAGUUUGAUUUGCAGGCAAUAACUAUUAACACUAAUGCAUGGACUGAUGCUGGGCAUGCUAUUAAUCAAAUUUAUGACAUUCUUUACAUGAUGGACCGGGACGACAUUCCGGUUGGAGUGGGAGGUGAGGGUGGGAUUCUUGAAGAUGGGACUGUACUACCAGAUGUUGGUGGAUAUCUUCCAAUAAUUGAACAGGGGCUUGGUACUGCUGGUUAUUGCAGAUACAGACAAGCUAUUCCUGUAGGCCUUGGAGGACGUUUAGAUAUUGAUACCAACUAUGGCUUUCGAAGAAGCUUUCUUCCACAGGGUAGCAGGAAAUAUACUCCUCUCCGACAACCUAGUGCUCAGCAAGUAAUGAUUGACACGAUAUCUGCAGGUCCAAUUACUGUGUUCAUUAUUGGAGCUCAUACGAAUUUCGCCAUUUUUCUUAUGAAAAAUCCUCAUCUAAAGAAAAAUGUUGAGCAUAUUUAUGUCAUGGGUGGUGGCGUGAGGUCACAGAACCCUACCGGUUGCUGCCCACAAAAUGCUAGCUCAUCUUGCCAGCCUCGGCAAUGUGGUGACCCUGGAAAUUUGUUCACAGACUACACUUAUAAUCCCUAUGCAGAGUUCAAUAUCUUCGGAGAUCCUUUUGCUGCCUACCAGGUAAUCCAUUCUGGGAUUCCGGUUACCCUUGUUCCUUUGGAUGCAACAAACACAAUCCCCAUAAAUGAGAAGUUCUUCGAGGCAUUUGACCAGAGUCAGAAAACGUUCGAGGCACAGUACUGCUUCAAAUCCUUGAAAAUGGCUCGGGAUACAUGGUUUGACGAUGAAUUCUAUACGAGUUAUUUUAUGUGGGACUCAUUUACAUCUGGUGUAGCGACUUCAAUCAUGCGUAAUUCAGACAAGUAUAAUGGGGAAAAUGAAUUUGCUGAAAUGGAGUACAUGAAUAUUACUGUAGUUACUUCAAACGAGCCAUAUGGGAUUUCUGAUGGUUCAAAUCCCUUCUUUGAUGGCCUUAAAACUCCCAAGUUCAACUUACAGAAAGAUGGAGUUCAUAGUGGUCAUGUUCAGACUGGACUUCGAGAUCCAUUUUGCAUUUCCGAGAAUGGGAAAGGGAGAUGUAAGGACGGUUAUACCAUGGAAGUGACUGGUGCAGAAGCAGUUCGUGUGCUUGUUGCUACGAGAGCAAAACCCAAUCGUGACAGUAACAGCUCACUGGACAGAGAAUUCUUCAGGAGCUUCUUGGAUGUUCUAAACCACCCUGAGCAUACUGGAAGGUUCAAUUUCACAACACAAUUUACUUCUUACAAGGAAAUUCUGUACAAACCAGAUUUUGAAGGAAAGAAGCUUGGGAAAGAUGUGGUGUUUGACAUGGAUAUGAGUGCAGGAGAUUUUCUGGCCCUAUUUUAUCUCCUUAAAUUACCUGUGGAACUCAUCAACCUCAAGGCAAUACUAGUGAGUCCAACUGGGUGGGCAAAUGCAGCAACAAUAGAUGUGAUAUAUGAUUUGCUACAUAUGAUGGGUCGUGAUGACAUUCCUGUUGGUCUAGGAGACGUGUUUCCUAUGAACCAGUCCGAUUCUCUUUUCUCUGCUGUUGGAGACUGCAAGUACACCAAGGCUAUCCCACAUGGUGGUGGUGGACUUCUGGACUCGGAUACUCUAUAUGGGUUUGCUCGUAAUUUGCCACGAAGCCCUCGAAGGUAUACAGCAGAGAACUCUGCAAAAUUUGGAGCUCCACGAGAUACCAAUCACCCUGAACUUAGGCAGCCAUUGGCAUUGGAGAUCUGGGAUUCUGUAUCAAAAUCACUCAACCCGGGAUCUAAGAUUACCAUAUUGACUAACGGACCUUUGACUAAUUUAGCAAAGAUUAUUCUUUCGAACAAAAAUGCAAGCUCUCUAAUUCAGGAUGUAUUUAUAGUAGGGGGGCAUAUCAACUACGAUAACACAGAGAAAGGAAAUGUGUUCACUGUUCCUUCAAAUGAAUAUGCAGAAUUCAACAUGUUUCUUGAUCCUUCGGCUGCAAAGGCAGUGUUCGACUCAGAACUAGAUAUCACCCUCAUUCCACUUGCCACACAGCGUAAAGUCGGUGUAUUUCUUAAGAUUCUGGAAAGGCUGAACCUGACAAAGAAGACACCUGAAGUUGUUUUCGCUAGGCGUUUGCUAUCAAGGCUACACCGCUUGCAACAAAAGCAUCAUAGAUAUCAACAUACGGAUACAUUUCUGGGGGAAAUCCUUGGUGCUGUAAUAUUGUCGGGUGACAAUUCCAUUCUGAAUUCGGCCUUUCAAGUCAAGCCUGUAAAAGUUUUUGCAACAGGGGUUGAAUCUGAAGAUGGACAAAUUAUUAUUGACAACAAACAAGGGAAAUCAGUAAAAAUAUUGGAAAAUCUUGACCCUAUGGCAUAUUAUGAUGUUUUCACAAAUCGACUUGGUGAUGAAAAGCAGUCUGCUGCCAUUAGAAGCUUUGAUGAGCAGCAGAGGAUUUGGAGUACAAAACCAAUUACAAAGUGAAACACCCUUUGAAGACAAUGGCUAGAAUGAUUUUUCUAGGAUAGGAAUAGAUUUGUUGUUGUUGUUGUUGUUGUUGAUACACAGUGCUCAUUUCUUUUAAUAGAAAUUACUUGUA